Molecule: messenger RNA, 2727 nt
Organism: Gordionus sp. m RMFG-2023
Lineage: Eukaryota; Metazoa; Nematomorpha; Gordioida; Chordodea; Parachordodidae
Product: collagen alpha chain-like
Exons: 10
Coding region: 1-2727 (908 amino acids)
Source: RefSeq, a predicted model, not a curated record
AUGGGAGCUACUAGACCCUUUCAAGGCAAAUUAAAUGUUUUCUUUUGUGUCGCGGGUUUCUUGGUUCUGAUCCUGACUUGUUGCUGGGUGUUACCUGUGUUUUAUGGGCAAUUGUCCCAAAUUCAGCAGGAGCAAAGGGAAUUGGUUGACAUGAUGAUGUCGAAAUUGGCUAAAAGACAAAGUGUAAUCGACAAAAUGUAUAAGAAAUUGGAAAACAUGAGAAACGAAAGAUAUGCCGCGAAAGUAUUGGCGGCUAGGCGAAAAUUGGAAAAAGUCGUAGAUGACCUAGAAAUUAAAAAGAAACGUCGAAUGGAUGCUCAGAAUGUAACCCUCUUCGGAGUUCGUAUUAAAAGACAUGCUUUUACGGAUGCGGACACUGGUUUACUGGCUCCACAGCCAGCUCCUCAACCACUACCUUUUGCGGGGGAGUCAAUUUUUGGAGGAGGUAGCAGCGCGAGCGAAGGUUUUGGCAUUCGUAGCGGAAGUUUUGGUAGUCGCGGCGGGAGUUUUGGUAGUCGCGGCGGGAGUUUUGGUAGCCGCGGAGGGGCCAUAUUAAGUGGUUUUGGAGCACUUUUGCAACAAAGACGCGUUCAACAACAGGGUGGCACCAGCGGAGGCCUCGGAAGUGAUUUUACGGCUAGAAGAGAAGAGGCCGGGCGAGACGAUCCUAGAUACCGUAAUUUGGUCAACGAACUCCUUAGAACGGGUGGCGUCACGGAAGUCGAUUGCGGAUGUCCUCAUGGAAGAAAUGGAUCACCUGGACUAGCUGGCGCGCCAGGUGGCAAAGGAAGACAGGCCUCUCCUGGACCAGAUGGAAGAUCGGGGGAUAGAGGCAAUGAUGGUAGCCAAGGCGAGCAAGGUGGAGAGGGGCCACAGGGACCACCCGGCCCUAUUGGUAACCCAGGAAAUGAUGGUCAGCCCGGGAAAAGGGGUAAUCCUGGAAAACCGGGUCCUCAAGCCUCCGCGGGAAGAGAUGGGCAGCCAGGAAGCGACGGAUUACCAGGCUUACCCGGUAACGAUGGAAUUCCAGCUGAUGAAGGUAUACACGGCAUAGCUGGUAUACAUGGUAACGAUAUUUUAGAUGGUGCCCCGGGUAACCCAGGUAAAGCCGGUACCCCUGGAGCUAAAGGAACUCCCGGUCCAAAGGGUGUGGCUGGCCAAUCCGGCCCAGCAGGUAAUGAUGGAUUGCCCGGAAAUGACGGUGAACCAGGCCAACCUGGAAUCGAUGGUAACCCCGGAAGUAGUGUCAUAUCACCUGGUCCUCCAGGCGACGCUGGAAAUCCUGGAAGGGAUGGUCAACCAGGGCAACCUGGAUCAGAUGGUAAUGAAGGUCGAGACGGCUUCCCGGGAAGUGACGGUAUUCCCGGGCCAGAUGGAAAUCCGGGAUCUCCCGGGGCCCCUGGUUUAGAUGGUAAACCCGGUUCUUUCGGUAAGGACGGCUUUCAAGGACAAGAUGGACGCCCUGGUAACCCUGGACCUGACGGAAAAUUUGGAAGCAAUGGGCAAAAGGGUUUUCCAGGUAUACCCGGUCUUGAUGGUGCAGAUGGAAAUUCUGGCAGUCCUGGUAGAGAUGGUCAACCAGGGCGAGAUGGCUUCCCUGGUCAAGAUGGUAGACCUGGUGAAGAUGGACAACCAGGCAAGGACGGAGAAGCCGGUCUAAAUGGCAAAGACGGACCAGCCGGAGAAAGAGGAUUUGAUGGAAAACCGGGAUCUGACGGUAAUCCAGGAUUCGAUGGAAUAGGUGGUGAAUCAGGAAGAGAAGGAUCUCCUGGCUUGCCCGGAGAGUCAGGCAAUCCGGGGGCUGAUGGAAGACCCGGACCAAAAGGAUUAGACGGAUCCCAAGGACUUAUUGGCGAGACAGGAGCAUCGGGUGAGCCUGGCCGUGAUGGAAGAUCUGGAAACGAAGGCAGACCAGGUGCUGACGGACAAAUCGGCGCGCCUGGCGCAAGAGGUGAGUCUGGACUUUCUGGGUUCCCUGGAAAAGACGGAGAAAAAGGUCCGGACGGAGAGGCAGGCAGAGACGGUGAAUCCGGUCCCUCAGGAAAUAUCGGAAGGGAUGGUCCUUUGGGGACUCCGGGUUCGCCUGGAUCCUGUAAGACACAAUGCACAGCAGAUGCCCGCGUCAUGUCUCUAUGUGGCGGUUCUAAUUACAUUCACUGGGGCAGCAAAACCUGCGCAGACUCUAAUACACGGGCUCAAAUUCUUUACACUGGAUACAUCGCCGGUGGACACUUCUCUGAUGAAUUUCCUGGAGGAGGUCACAAUUACCUGUGUUUACCAGAAAAUCCGGAACUUAAGGGAUAUAUAGCGGGAUUUUCGGGGCCCAACGACCAACCCUUGGCUGGUUUAUAUGGGGCGGAGUAUAGAUUGCACACUAAAUCCAGUCCCUUCAUUACACCUGUCGGAAUUUUACAAGGACAGCAAGCCGUCUGCGCUAUAUGCUAUACUUUCCAUAUGUGUACACAUGUCAUGAUUCCCGGACGAAAGGAAUGUCCUAAAAACAUGGUCAAGGAGUAUUCCGGUUAUCUCAUGUCUCUGAGUAACAGAUUUUCUCGGUCCCAAUACAUUUGUAUCGACAGAACCCCAGACGCAAGUUACGAGGGAGGAAAACGCAAGGGCGAUAUAGGAGGGAGUGCGUUGCAUAUUGUUGAAGUCAAAUGUGGAGCGCUCCCAUGUUCGGCCUAUCCAGAUGGACGAGAAAUAGCAUGCGUUGUAUGCGGCAAAUAA